Messenger RNA from Acanthopagrus latus (yellowfin seabream), 4231 nucleotides. RefSeq names its product nuclear receptor ROR-beta-like. Gene Ontology annotation, biological process: regulation of transcription by RNA polymerase II. NCBI's taxonomy places the organism in Eukaryota, Metazoa, Chordata, Actinopteri, Spariformes, Sparidae. Gene Ontology annotation, molecular function: RNA polymerase II cis-regulatory region sequence-specific DNA binding; zinc ion binding; nuclear receptor activity. The record is from RefSeq and is a predicted model, not a curated record. The transcript has 10 exons. Bases 490 to 2001 code for a protein of 503 amino acids. Gene Ontology annotation, cellular component: nucleus.
GAGGAGCUGACGGCAGUGAGAUCAUGGGAGAGUCCACGCUCGGAGAAAGUAGGUUAGCAGGGUAGACUGAGAGGAAAGCAAACGGAGAGUCAGAGCAGAGGGGGGGUUACCGAACACAUCUCGUUCACCGUGGGACUAUUCUGUCAAAAAAAAAAGUUGAGCCGAACCUUUUUUUCUCCGAGACGAUGCGAUCCAAAGCGACUUUCUUCACUCUUUUAUUCCGCCUGGACUUGAUCGAGCGAUAGAGGAGAGGAGUUUCGAGUUGUUGUAUUUUGUCCUUUUUUUUUUUCCCCAUCUUGUUUGUUGGUCGUGCUUUAUGAGAGCUGUCUGCAGCCGGGACGAAGUUAAUAUCUACAGAUCCUGCUCAGUGCGCUUUUCUUUAUUAUUACCGUCAUAUUAUUAUUAUUAUUCUCCUUCAUCCUGUCACCGACAUUAAACCACAUGUAGCCGAGUUUCUUAUCGUCCAGCCUUCACAAAGAAAACAUCAAAAUGAGAGCUCAGAUCGAGGUCAUCCCCUGCAAGAUCUGUGGGGACAAGUCCUCAGGAAUCCACUAUGGUGUCAUCACCUGCGAAGGCUGCAAGGGUUUUUUCCGUCGCAGCCAGCAGAACAAUGCUAUGUACUCAUGUUCCCGCCAGAGGAACUGUCUGAUCGACCGAACCAACCGGAACCGCUGCCAGCACUGCCGCCUACAGAAGUGUCUGGCCCUGGGCAUGAGCAGAGAUGCCGUCAAGUUUGGCCGCAUGUCCAAGAAGCAGCGCGACAGCCUCUAUGCUGAGGUGCAAAAACACCAAAAGUCCCAGGAGUGUGUGGGCUCCGGAGGAGGCGGCUCUACCACCCUGUCCUUACCCAAGGAGGAUGGCAUCUGUGGCGGUGGCGGGGAAGAUAUGGAGGAAGGUCUGAGCCGGUCCUACAGCACUGGGGGCUCCAGCUCCACCCUCAGCGACCUGGACGACAUUGCGGCGCUGCCUGACCUGUUUGACCUGCCACUGACCCCCGAGGAGGCCAGCGAGUACUGCAGCCUGGAUCUGCUCGGCGGAGGAGCCAGCGCCGGCAACACCUCCAGCUCGUCGUCCUCUUCCUCCACUUCCUCAUCCUUGUCCAAUCAGAAUUCCCCGCAGCAGACUGCACUAGACGGGGUGGACGGCAACGGGAUCCAGCUCCUGCAUACACACUCUCACACACAUCCGCUGCUGGGACACAUACAUGCACUGCUGGACCAACUGCCUGAUGACUGCUCAAUAACAGACCUCGAGCACAUCACUCAGAGUAUUGUCAAGUCUCACUUGGAGACGUGUCAGUACAGCGCUGAAGACAUGAAGAGAUUCACCUGGAUUCAAUACACACCUGAGGAAACACGCACUUUUCAAAACAAGUCAGCUGAGUGGAUGUGGCAGCAGUGUGCACACCACAUCACCAAUGCCAUUCAGUACGUGGUGGAGUUUGCCAAACGCAUUGCUGGCUUCAUGGAUCUGUGCCAGAAUGAUCAGAUUAUUCUGCUGAAAGCAGGCUGCCUGGAAGUCCUGCUGAUACGCAUGUGCCGAGCCUUCAACGUCAACAACAGCACCAUUUUCUUCAACGGGAAGUUUGCCCCGGCUCACUUCUUCAAAGCACUUGGUUGUGACGACCUGGUCAGUGCAGUGUUUGAUCUGGGAAAAGGACUCUGCCGCCUGCAGCUGUCUGACGAAGAGAUGGCUUUGUUCAGCGCUGCCGUCCUUCUAUCUCCUGACCGACCCUGGCUAACAGAAGGCCAAAAGGUUCAGAAACUGCAGGAGAAAGUCUACCUGGCUCUGCAGCACAGUCUACAUAAGAGCGGUGCUUCUGAUGAGAAACUGGACAAGAUGGUGUCCAAGCUGCCCACAAUGAAGUCUAUCUGUAAUCUCCACAUCGACAAGCUUGAGUUUUUCCGUCUGGUCCACCCAGACACCGCCUACAGUUUCCCACCACUGUACCGGGAAGUGUUCGGCAGUGAGAUGUCUCUGCCGGACUCCAGCGACAGCUAGACGGGUAGAUAGACGAAAAACGAGACAGAUGAAGAGAGUGUAUAAAGAGGUAGGGAAGCAAAAGGAGAGACAGAGUAGGAUAGAGAUGUUGAAGCUCAACAACCAGCAGUUAAAGAGACAAUCCAGGACUUUAAAUACUCGUCUCCCAUGAUCCCAAAGUAGUCCUCCACUUUCCCAGCAGGCAAAAGCACCUUACACUACAGACCACACAUGCUCAUGGUCCUCUGCACAUUGUAGCAUUAACAACAAGCGACUGGGCGUCGUUAGAAUAACACAGCAGCCCACGAAGCACAGGACGGCUCUGAGCUCUAACACUUGUUGAACAUCUGAUCCACUCUGGAUCACCCAACCAGUAAUGAAUGUACCUCAUCGAUAAGCACCAGUGCACAAGUCAGAACUAUACAGUGAAUGUACAACACUGCCACCAGGCAGGAGUUAAGUCAUAGUAUUAGAAUGAUCAACAGGUCUAUUAACUAUUACUACAGUUAUCGGUCAACAUUUCUCUCUAUAUUAAUACAUCUCAGUAUGAUACGCAUGGGUACUCAUACAGACAAUAUAUUUGUACUGACCAUCACUUAGGGACCAAGAUCAUCACCCAUGUUCUCCGCUAAAUGAAAAGACUCACACAGACUCACAUCUUAGGCUUAAUCAGCUGAGAAUCGGUCUCACGCACAUGUAGUCAGUGUUCGGUGCUGCCUCUUUGCAGGCUAAUGCAAUGAGAAACCUCAGUCCCACACACCCCUUUCCUUGUAAAUGCCACUUAGAGACAGGACAAGAUGAAAUUAUCUUUAAUUUAUAUACACAUUUAUAAACAAAUAUUUUAAAUAAGAAUGUAAAUAGAUGAAUAUAUAAGUAUAUGGAGAGAGUUAGAAUGUGUGUGAGAGAGAGAGAGAGAGAGAAAGAGAGAGAGAGCGAGGGAGAGAAGAGUGGAUAUUAAGAUGUAGAGAGAGGGUGGAGAAAAAAGACGGAUACUUCGAUGAAGGCGGAUCUUUUUCUGGACUAUUUCCUCUCUUGACAGUACUCUCAGGUUUCCGUGGCAACAAGCCCCUCUUGCCCCCAUGACGACACAAACCGAACUCAGCUGGGUUAGGUGCGGUCAUCGCGCAAGCGAUGGGGUGGACACUUGUUGCAGAUGCAACACAGCAGGGGAGGCAGCGUACCCGAACAAAGGCGAGGUGACAUUGCCUUUGUCCUGCAUUUAAACUGAACGCUUUCAGACUGUGCUGCUGCUGCCUUCCCCCUCCCCACCUAAAGAGACAAGAGGACACUAAAGAGAAGAGAAAUCAAGGCAAAAGUUGACUUCACGAACUGUAAAAUAAAAGGGGAUACACAUACAGGGUCCCCCACCUGUUUCUAACCAGCAGUCAGAAAAGUAGGUGUGGUAUACUUGUCUUUCACUCAUAAUGUUUCAGUUGGCCGGAACGACAACGAUCCAUAACAUGUCUCAUGAACCCUCCUCGCUGGUUGGAGCAACUGUAUUAUUUUGUACAUUUGCUGUUCCUCUCCUUAAGUCUUGAUCCCAACACUUGUCUGAAGCACUUAUACUUUCCUCUUUCUCACUGGACACUAGUCUAAGGCCAGACAGAGCUACCAGCUGCCCCCCUGAGUUGGGCCUCAAUGCCAGUAAGACGUCAUAGUUUUCAAUCCGUUUCAUUUAUCUUUGUUUUGUUUCUCGUUCGCACCUUUCAUGUACACACAUAACCUGCUUUCUGAAGGUUGUUGUAGCAUUGAGAGGAUGAUGAUGAUGAUGAAAUGAUGAUGAUAAUGUCUUACCCGGGGUGCUGUGAAGUUUCUGAGCAGAGUCUGAGGACCUGCCGCCUGCCGCUCAGGGAGCUAGCUGUGAUCUCUUGUCCCUUUAUUUCCAGUGUCGUCUUUUAGCCUUGUGCUCCUCACACCUUUGCACCUAAGAUGAGACCCAUAACAAUAAUCACUGUGGACGUAAGUUCUAUUUUUGUGAAUGUUACUCACAAAGUGUCAAAGCCCUUCCUGUUUGUCCUAAUAUUGUAACAUUUAAAAUUUUACGAGACAUAGGAAUUAAAAAAAAAAAGACAUAAAUAAAUCACUUAGAGUUCAAGAUGAAUUUCAUUAUUGGGGUUUAAUGUUUCUUUUGCUGUGAUUUUCAUUUUAUUUGUCAGUCUUUUAUCCACCUUUCUUUACAUGUCUCCACUUCUGUCUUGUAAAGUCAGUGAUCAAUUUUUUUUUUCUUUUAAUUGAAAGAUUAGGAAAAGUG